AUGCAUCCUGCACCCUGCACCUUAUACCCUACACCCUACACCCUGCACCCUGCACCUUAUACCCUACACCCUAUACCCUGCACCCUGCACCCUGCACCCUGCACCUUAUACCCUGCACUCUGCAUCCUGCACCUUCCUGCACCCUGCACCUUGCACCCUGUAGCCUGCACCCUGCAGCCUGUACCCUGCACCCUGCACCUUGUACCCUGCACCCUGCACCUUAUGCCCUGUAUCCUGCACCCUGUACCCUGUACCCUGCACCCUGCACACUGUGUCAUGCACCUUGCACCCUAUACCCUGCACCCUGCACCUUAUGCCCUGUAUCCUGCACCCUGUACCCUGUACCCUGCACCCUGCACCCUGCACCCUGUACCCUGCACCCUGCACCCUGCACCUUGUACCCUGCACCCUGCACCUUAUGCCCUGUAUCCUGCACCUUGCACCCUGUACCCUGCACCCUGUACCCUGCACCCUGCACACUGUGUCAUGCACCUUGCACCCUAUACCCUGCACCCUAUACCAUGCACCCUAUACCAUGCACCCUGUAGCCUGCACCCUACACCUUAUACCCUGUAUCCUGCACCUUAUACCCUGCAUCAUGCAUCCUAUACCCUGUACCCUGCACCCUAUACCCUGCACCCUGCACCCUAUACCCUGCAUGAUGAAUACUUUAAAGUUAACAAGAAACACGGAGAGGAGGUGCAGGAGGAGGUUCAGGAGGAGCAGGUGCAAGUGGAAGUGCAGGAGGUGCAGGAGGAGGUUCAGGAGGAUCAGGUGGAGGUGGAGGAGCAGGUGGAGGUGCAGGAGAAGGUGGAGCAAGAGGAGGUGCAGGAGGAGCAGGUGCAGACCAGCUGGCUCAGUGACCACUCUGAGCACUAUGAGUGCUCUGAACUCUCUAAAUGCUCUGAAUGCUCUGAACACUGUGAACACUCUGAAUGUUCUGAAACCUCAGUGACCACUCUGAGCACUAUGAGUGCUCUGAACUCUCUAAAUGCUCUGAAUGCUCUGAACACUGUGAACGCUCUGAAUGCUCUGAACGCUCUCAAACAAGAGCUGCUGAACACCUCCAAUGUUCCUGAUGCUGACUGCCCCCCCUCCCCUCCCCGCACCGCCCCCCCCACCAUGAAGUCGGCUCAUUUCUUUGACAUGAUGGAAAAGAUGGAGCAGGUGCCAGAAGCUGCUGAGAUGAAGACGAUCCCUCCGAGACAGAAGGACGACUACAUCCCUUAUCCGAGGAUUGAGGAGGUGUUGGAGAGGGGCGGGCCGUACCCUCAGAUCAUCCUACCGGAGUUUGGAGGUUACUGGAUUGAGGAUCCUGAGGCUCCUCCUCCUGCUCCUCCUCCCCCCUCCCUGGAGAUCAGGGGGGAGGAGGAGGAGCAGAAGGAGCAGCAGGAGCAGCAGGAGCAGCAGGAGCAGCAGGAGGAGCAGGAACAGGAGGAGGUCACACCUGCAGGGGAUUAUGGGUAUCGUCUGGAGGAGAUAAACGAGGCUGCGCGGGCGUACAGGAAGCACUUUUUGGGCAGGGAGCAUUUAAACUUCUCCUGCUCGGCCAGCAGUCAGGGAAACCUGCUGCUGUCUGUCAGACAUGAAGAAGAGAAGGAGCAGGAGUUCCUCCACGUCAUCGUCAGGUCUCGGCUGAAGAGCGUCUAUCACAGACUGUCUCUGACUGAGCUGCCUGAAAUCCCGAGUGUCCCGGAGCUCGCUAAGCUGCUGUGUGAUGAAGCAGCCGGUCUGCGUUUCAGUCCCGUCCUCUACCCGAAGGCGUCUCAGCUGAUCGUAAGCUACGACGAGCACGAGGUCAACAACACCUUCAAGUUCGGAGUCAUUUACCAGCGAUUUGGACAGGUGUCUGAGGAGGAGCUGUUCAGGAACAACGAGGAGACGCCGGCCUUCACAGAGUUCCUGCAGCUGCUGGGAGACACGGUGGAGCUGCAAGACUUUAAAGGGUUUCGGGGGGGUCUGGAUGUGUCCCACGGUCAGACCGGCUCUCAGUCCGUCUACACCGUCCACAGACAGCAGGAGAUCAUGUUCCACGUCUCCACCAAGCUGCCCUUCACUGAGGGAGACACGCAACAGCUACAGAGGAAACGCCACAUAGGAAAUGACAUCGUCGCCGUGGUUUUCCAAGAAGAGUCCACGCCGUUCGUCCCAGACAUGAUCGCCUCCAACUUCCUCCACGCCUUCGUCCUGGUGCAGGUGGAGGAGCCCUGCUCUGAUAAAACCUCCUACAAGGUGUCUGUUACAGCACGAGAAGACGUACCUCAGUUUGGCCCGCCCCUCCCAAACCCUGCCGUGUUUAAGAAGGGUCCAGAGUUCAGAGAGUUUCUUCUCACCAAACUCAUCAACGCAGAGCUGGCCUGCUACAAGAGCGACCGCUUCGCCCGACUGGAGGAGCGUACCCGGGCCGCCCUGCUGGACAGCCUCCACGACGAGCUGCAGAGACACUCCCAGUGCAUGCUGGGAUUGACCUCAGGUCUGGAGGAGGAGGGGCGAGCGGAGAACGGCCACGCCCACGGAGGUCUGCUGGAGUCCAUCAAGAGGGCGAUGCGAGGACGGAGCGUCUCCAUGGAGACCAUGUCAAGGGGUGGGGCAAACCUGCCCACCAGUCUGAGUGGGGGGGGUCUGGCACACAUCAGUGCUGAGUGUACUGUGAAAUCUCCGGUGAAGAGACGCUCAGGUCUGUUUCCUCGACUGCUGAGCGUCGACAGCCAAACAGACAAACACAACCACAGAAGCCUCCUCAGUGAGCAGAGGAGCUUUGACGGCUGCCAACCGACUCUGGAGGUGAAGUCAGAGCUGCCGUCCAAUCCCAGCUCUCCAGAGGCGGGACAACGAGAUAAGAUUCAUGUGAGGAAGGAGAGCAGUAAGAUCUCCAGAUCAACAUCCAGCAGCUGCAGCUUCGUUAUCGGUGCUGACGACGGUCACCUGGCUGCCACGGCUGAGGGUCAAAGUUCAAGUCCGCUGAUGGUCUGUCGCAGCCCCACAGAGAUGAAAAAUAAAAACUCUCCCAGAUCCAACCUCAAGUUUCGUUUUGAAAAGCUGAGUCACUCCACGACAAUGGUGACCGUUGAGGGUGAGAAGUGUCCAUACUUCCACACUCAACCUUUCGACUGGUUUGAAGAUAUUUGA
Messenger RNA from Scomber japonicus (chub mackerel), 3129 nucleotides. Its product is annotated as rap1 GTPase-activating protein 2-like. Gene Ontology annotation, cellular component: plasma membrane; cytoplasm. The transcript has 27 exons. Gene Ontology annotation, molecular function: GTPase activator activity. The record is from RefSeq and is a predicted model, not a curated record. NCBI's taxonomy places the organism in Eukaryota, Metazoa, Chordata, Actinopteri, Scombriformes, Scombridae. Bases 1 to 3129 code for a protein of 1042 amino acids. Gene Ontology annotation, biological process: regulation of small GTPase mediated signal transduction; activation of GTPase activity.